Messenger RNA from Arabidopsis lyrata subsp. lyrata, 1816 nucleotides. RefSeq names its product probable serine/threonine-protein kinase PBL4. The record is from RefSeq and is a predicted model, not a curated record. Gene Ontology annotation, biological process: protein phosphorylation. Gene Ontology annotation, molecular function: ATP binding; protein kinase activity. The transcript has 5 exons. Bases 253 to 1491 code for a protein of 412 amino acids. Lineage: Eukaryota; Viridiplantae; Streptophyta; Magnoliopsida; Brassicales; Brassicaceae.
UGAGUGGUGCACACGUUUGUUUCUAUUUGACCAUCUCAUUUGCUUUUCUUUUGUCUUCUAUGUUCCUUUUGUUCUCCCCUGUUUCCUUUUACAUUGCUAUGUCUCUAUCCUCUGUUUCUUCUUCCCAUCUUCUCUCUGCUUUACUUUUAAUCUUUUGUCUUGUAUACAGAUUCUCAUCUUUGCUUCAUCGGACAUGAUACUUUUCAUUUCAGUUCUUGCAUCCAAGUUUUUUUCUUUUUCUGCUUGUCUCUAAUGGGCAAUUGCUUUGAUUCUUCCGCAAAAGUAGAUAGCAGAGAAAGUCCUUGUCGUGGUUUAUCAAGAAUCUCUGCCAAAAGAAGUCAAUCGUCUCGGUUUUCAAGCUUAACCAUACAAUCACCAUCUUACAACGAUGACAGUAGUUUGGCGUCUCUUCAAAUGCCGAGAAGUGAAGGAGAGCUCUUAGCAUCUCCCACGCUAAAGGCGUUUACAUUUAACGAGCUAAAGACAGCCACUAGGAAUUUCAGACCCGAUAGUGUUAUUGGUGAAGGCGGUUUUGGUUAUGUCUACAAAGGAUGGAUCGAUGAACGCACUUUAUCGCCUUCAAAACCGGGGUCAGGCAUGGUCGUUGCUGUCAAAAAGCUUAAUGAAGACGGGUUUCAAGGACACAGGCAGUGGUUGGCGGAGGUUGAUUGUCUUGGGAGGCUUCACCAUAUCAAUCUUGUGAAACUAAUUGGAUACUGCUCAAAGGGUGAUUUUAUUCGGCUUUUGGUGUAUGAGUACAUGCCAAAGGGAAGCUUGGAGAAUCAUCUCUUUAGACGUGGGGCAGAGCCUAUUCCGUGGAAAACAAGGAUGAAAGUGGCGAUUAGUGCGGCGAGAGGGCUUGCUUUUCUUCAUGACGCUCAAGUCAUAUAUAGAGACUUCAAGGCCUCCAAUAUUUUACUUGAUUCGGAAUUCAAUGCAAAGCUUUCAGAUUUUGGAUUGGCGAAAGUAGGACCAACCGGAGACAGAACACACGUAUCAACCCAAGUGAUGGGAACUCAAGGCUAUGCAGCACCUGAAUACGUUGCCACUGGUCGGAUAACGGCCAAAAGCGACGUCUACAGCUUCGGUGUGGUCUUGCUCGAGUUACUGUCGGGACGUCCGUCCAUAGACAAAUCGAAAGUAGGAGUGGAACGAAAUCUGGUUGAUUGGUCAAGACCUUACUUAGGAGACAAAAGGAAAGUGUUUAGGAUAAUGGACACAAAACUUGGGGGACAGUAUCCUCACAAAGGAGCUUGUUUGGCCGCUAAUACUGCGUUGCAAUGUCUUAAUCAAGAACCUAAGUUGAGGCCAAAGAUGUAUGAUGUGUUAUCUACUCUUGAAGAGUUGGAGAUGACGUUGAAGUCGGAUUCUACUUCAAACUCGGUCAUGACAUUGACAUCUUCUUCCUCUUCUUUGACGGCGAAACAGAGAGUUAGAGCUCCGGUUGCUGAUGCGGUGUUGUCUACUAGAAGAUGUCGUCGUGUUCAGUGAAGUAGCAACAUAACUAGUUAGGCUUUAUGAGUGUAUGCAUUUUUUGUUUUUGUUUUGGAAAAGGUGCUACUGUGUGCGUUUUUGACUUCCAUAUACUAUUAUUACAAUACACACUUUUGUAUAUUAUUCUUUUUAUUUUAUUCAAAUCAGAUUUUGUGGACAUUUUCAUGUGUUCUUCUUUAUUCCUCUUUAGUUUUGAUGAUGAACAAGUUUGUUCUAUACUUCUAUAUGAAGAAGGAGGAAUGUUUGAAGAAUUGUAUGGAUCCACAUAUCUAAUUUUGACAAAACAUUAUUUAUGAAUGGUGAAUAUUUUGAAGAGCAAAGA